Messenger RNA from Capronia coronata CBS 617.96, 1263 nucleotides. RefSeq lists its product as uncharacterized. Gene Ontology annotation, biological process: double-strand break repair via homologous recombination. Gene Ontology annotation, molecular function: crossover junction DNA endonuclease activity; 5'-flap endonuclease activity. Lineage: Eukaryota; Fungi; Ascomycota; Eurotiomycetes; Chaetothyriales; Herpotrichiellaceae. The transcript has a single exon. Bases 1 to 1263 code for a protein of 420 amino acids. Gene Ontology annotation, cellular component: Slx1-Slx4 complex. The record is from RefSeq and is a predicted model, not a curated record.
AUGACGCCUGCGAUGGACCUCAAACCUGUCCCGGCCUUUUAUUGCUGUUACCUGCUUCGCUCUACCGUGCGCCGGUCCAGCGUCUAUAUUGGAUCCAGCCCCGACCCAGCCCGACGUCUUGCUCAGCAUAAUGGUCGAGUACAAGGCGGAGCAGUGCGCACAUCCCGCGCGAGUCUUCGACCAUGGGAGAUGGCUUGCAUCGUAGCAGGCUUUCCUUCCAAUAUCGCGGCGCUUCAAUUCGAAUGGGCCUGGCAUAACGCUCACUUGACCAGACACAUCGCCCCGACUGAGCGCAUUUCUUUCGCCACCACACGAACAAAGACUUCGGCCCGGACAGGAAAGACGACUCGAAGACCAGGCCGGCCGAGAACAUCUCUCAUAGAUAAAUUAUCCAACCUGCAUCUCUUGCUUCGCGUCCCUUACUUCUCCAGAUGGCCUCUCGAGGUUCGCUUCUUCAGCGAGGAUGCGUAUCGCUCAUGGGUGACCUGGUGUGGACGGGUCGACUCGCAUAUUCGUCCAGGCAUCAAGAUAUUUUUCGAUCCGGCGCAAACGGUUUCGCAGGAGCAUGAAUUCACUUCAGCCCAGCCAGCAACCAGGAAACGGAAAGCUGAUUUGAUUGGGAGAGGGGGCGUUGACGGUGUGGAUGCGACAUAUGCACGCUUGCGUGGGGUGUUUGAGAAGUGCCGGUUUCUUCUCGAUGAGGGCGACGACCAAAGAUGCUCCGUGUGCGGCGACGGCAUUGACCUCCACACGAGCCUUUUCGUCAUCUGUCAUAGCGCUGAAUGCCAGGGCAUGUCCCAUAUGACCUGUCUAGCGGAUGCAUCGCUGGGAUCCUGCGAGUCUGCUUCCGUUAUUCCUGAGACGGCAAGCUGUCCGUCCUGCAAACAGGAACAUCGGUGGUCGGAGUUGAUGCAGCAAGUGACCCUCAGAACCAGAGGACUGAAGGAGGUGCAGAAGCUAUUACAACGAAAGGGCAAAAGUACCGUAGCAACCGCUGCCGAGAUCAUGGAGACCGAAAGUGAGGAUGAGGAGGAUGACGAUGACAAUAAUGGCGAUAUGCUCACUGCCCAAGAAGUGGUAGAUGAAGAAGCUGAUAUGAGUGACGACGACGGGCAGGAGGACAACGCGUCGGUCGCCUCGAUCGGCUCCACAGACUCGUUCAUGAGCCCGAGGUCCAAGUCCCACGUCGGGACAACAGUUGGUAGGAGUCCUCAAUCGACGAGACUCGAGAUUGUCAUUGAAGAUAGCGAAGAUGAAAGAUGA